AUGGCAUCGCGUUAUCAGCGCGAGCGGCGCGCCGCGCGACAACAACAGAACUUGAGAGCCGAUCUCAAUAAUAACAAGAAAAGAAAACGGUCCAGUUUCAGCGAGGCUUCCGGAUGGCUCGGACGGGGCGCGGUCCACUGUCUCCCUCGCUCCUACGGCCGCACUCUGCUCUCUCACUCUAACGGUACUCGGUUGUAUGAACGAUAG
This is a messenger RNA of Leptosia nina, 207 nucleotides long. The record is from the annotation of a GenBank genome assembly. Lineage: Eukaryota; Metazoa; Arthropoda; Insecta; Lepidoptera; Pieridae.